UACAGGUUUUGGUUCUUUUAAAUUGUUUUCAAUAAAUUUAAUAAAAUGGCGAUGUCGAAUGAAGUCCAACUAUUAAAGAAUAUAUCUACAGAAGUAGAUGAAUCGAAGCUGAGAAUAUUUUUCUCCAUUCAAUGCAGUAAAGCCCAAGCAUCCUUAUUGGAUAGAUUGAAAAAGAAAAUAAAAGAGAGGAAAGAUAUACUUAACUUUAUCACUGACGGGAAUAAAAAGCUAGAAGUUGAAAUAAAGUUAGCUGAACAAGAAUUAAACAAUUUAAUUAUUGCCCAUAAUACUAUAAAAUCUGGUAAUAUAGAUAUAAGAAAGGAAUUGUUGCUUAAACUUGAUGAAAAUGUCGAAUUUUCCAAAAGAAUAGAAGCCGGAGAAAAAAAACAUGAACAACUUUGGUUGUCGAGUAAAAGUAGAUUUGAAAACAUUCCUUUGGUCCAACAAUGUCUAGAAGGGAAGAAAAGGAUUCAGAUAAUCGAAAAUAAUAUAAGCAAUCUACGCAGCAAAUGUGUUGGGCUCUCGGAUGAUAUAAAAAAGAAGAAGCGUGCUGCACAAGAACUAACCCAAAAAUAUGUAAUUGACCUUGCCAAAUUCUUCGUAAACGAUAGACCGAAAAUAAUAAAAAUGAUACAAGAUAGGACUAACGAAAUUCAAGACUUGAUUAUAAAAACAGAAAACUUACAACAACCUAUGAUGGACAGACGAUAUUCUAAAGUAAAAAUAAUAGAACUGGACGAAAACUCACAUCCAGAGAAAGCAAUGCAGAAAAACAAGGAAUUUGUUCAUACAGAAAAUGAUGCGAUUGUAAUGCCGAAACUACAACUAAUGGACGUUGAUCUAGAUAUAUUAGGUGAUAAAUUAGAUCAGUUGAAAAAAAUUGAACUCAACGUGACACCUACUAUGGAAAAUAAAAUAAAGUCUCUUGGAUAUAAAAUAGACGUAGCACAGUCUUCAACAUACAAUAAUAAAUGGGAAUCAUAUUAUGAACAAACUCGUAAAAGUUAUUCUGAUAGAAAGUUAAUUCAUAUAAUAGACGAUAUCACUCUUAAUAAAAGUCAAAUGAUCAACAUUAUAUCGAAAGUGGAUUCCAAUACCCUACAAAAUGUUAACACCGUUGGAUCACAGAAAACGGCAGAACUGUUAAAGAUUUGUCCUCUACCUGAAGUAAAGAUAAAACAACCUUUAAAGGAGAUAGAAGAAAAUGUUGACGACAAUGAAGAGCAACAUGUACAGUCGCCCGCACAAAUAAUUGAUAGGAAGAAGAAAAAAGUCUCAUUUGAUUUAUCAGUGGAAAAUGUUCAAUCAGAAUUAACUGAGAUUGAUGUUAAUGUAAAUGCUGAAGAUGGAAUAAACAAUGAAACUUUAAACAGUCAGGAUGUCAGUUUGGAAAAUGUUGAAGGCAAUGAAAAAUUAAAAGACAAAAUUCUCAUGGCGCAUAAUCUCGAUGCGACUCCAGAAUUCGUUUAUUCUAAACAUUUUAUUUCAAACAAGAUGACUGAAGACAAAAUUAUAGCUUCCAAAUUCUUUGAUGGUAACAAAGUUUCUGAGCCAAGUGUCAUGUCCAAUCACAUCGAGGAACAAGAUAACAAAAAACAGGAUGUACAAGAGACCAAUUUUACCAAACCACUUAACAUGGACAUGUUAAAAAAUAAUACAUUUGAAACAAAUUCAAAGACCAACCAAGAUAUCCAAAAGUCUAAAUAUCAAAUAAGUGGACUUUUGUUUGACCAUGGAGGAUCACAAAUGAUGUCUGACUUAUUAAAUGUAUCUCUAAAUGCUACUGGAUUCGAUGGUGAUGAUAGUUAUCCUCAAUGCUUAGAUUCUAGCGUUUUACUAUCGCCUAAAGCUGAUGUGGCCAUGGAUGGAGCAGAUAAUAUUACAGUCAUGCCACAACUUCCUAACUUUAUGUCAGGUCUCCGUAAAACUGGAUCUUCAUUUUUUGAACGCUUAACAAAUGAUAACAAACCCAACUCUAGUACUACAAAUACGGAAGGUAAUUUUAAUUUUAACUUCAGUGGUGAAGAAAAGAAAAAAGGGGGAGGAUUCUUCAAUAUGUUCUUUAAAUAGUGAAUAUUAUUAACAUUAUUACUGUUAUCAACAAGUUAAUUAAUUUAAUUCUUUGUUAAA
This is a messenger RNA of Papilio xuthus (Asian swallowtail), 2130 nucleotides long. RefSeq lists its product as uncharacterized. Bases 46 to 2070 code for a protein of 674 amino acids. NCBI's taxonomy places the organism in Eukaryota, Metazoa, Arthropoda, Insecta, Lepidoptera, Papilionidae. The record is from RefSeq and is a predicted model, not a curated record. The transcript has 11 exons.